This is a messenger RNA of Sclerotinia trifoliorum, 541 nucleotides long. Lineage: Eukaryota; Fungi; Ascomycota; Leotiomycetes; Helotiales; Sclerotiniaceae. The record is from the annotation of a GenBank genome assembly.
GUUUUUUUCUCCUUACUGCCGGUGUGAGUUGAUUAGUUUGUUGGAUCGAUCAUAGAUAGGUUUGUUAUAUAUCUUGCUGUUUUGUUGUUCUAAUUAUAGUUUUAGGAGAGUCCACGUAAAUAAUGAGGGCGUUGGAUUUACGGUGAUGGCGAUGGCUUAUGAGUAUAUUGAGAGCGGAAGGUAAGAUGAGUACUUUUUUCCACAUGAGUGCCAUCAUGAUCUAAUGCUUCCCUAUAGAUAUAAUUGGUUUGCUGCUUUGGUUGGGAACAGGAAUGAUAUGUGUCUAUUUUUUAUUAUCUGUUAUGAUUUAUUGUUCUUGGAGGGGGAAGGCGAGGACGGAAUGAAGAUAAGUUGGAAGAGAUGGACGGGUGUGAUAAAUAGAAGGAAGGCUUUCAAGCAUAUAUGAGGAACCCGGGUUUGAGUUAAGUAAAAUAUGGAUAGGUGGAAGAAUGAAAGAGGUUUUUUGUAUGUCUGUUGUUGGUUGGCUGUUAUAGUAAGUUCUCCGGAUGGGAAGAGGGGGAAAGAUGGUGACUUUCUGUUG